ACACGCUGGACUCACACUGGGGUCAGAAAGGACACGAACAAUGCUGGCGACUUACGGCACGAUGGCACACAGUCCAUGCCCUCUGCUCUUGGUUGAACCCUCACGGGGUCUGGUGGAUGAGAAACUGAAGAUUAUUGUGAGGAGUUUGAAGUUGAAACAGGAGGUGACCCUGCACUGUCUGCAUCACUCAGAGGACAAAGACCUGUGGGAAGCGUUCGGGCACUAUGUGAGCGACCAGCAUGGCACUGUGACUGUGUCAAAGGAUGCCAGUGUGGGCGGCACAUAUAAAGGUGUGGAGUCCAUGGGCCUGAUGUGGAGUCUGCGGCCAGUACCAGGGAGCCGAACAGGACUCAGAUUGAGGAAACAGGAUGUCUUCUCACCGAUGGUGUUUCACGUGUCUGUAUAUGAUGGGUAUGUCACACAGGGAUUUGACCAGCUCACACCCGUAGUGAGCGUUGUUAUUGAGAGAUGGUACACAGCUCCGGGUGUGAGGAGAGUCAGUGUGUCAGAGAGAGAAGUAAAAGCAACUUUGAUCAUCCCUCCAGGACCUGGUCCGUUUCCUGGUGUGCUGGAUCUGUGGGGCGGAGGUGGAGGGCUGGUGGAGUAUCGAUCUGCACUCCUGGCAUCACAUGGUUUUGCUUCCUUGGCACUAGAUUAUAUGUCUUCUGAUGAAGUAAAGACAUCAGCAGAUAAAUCCUACUUUGAGAGAGCUUAUCAGAUUUUACAGGAUCAUCCCAUGGUGCACCGGGACAGAUUGGCAAUAAUGGGUCUGUCAUUAGGCACUUCGGUCACCCUCUUCAUGGCUGCCUACUCGAAAAUCGUUAAGCCACAGUGUUGUGUUUGCGUCAAUGGCAGUCAUGUCUUUCCUGUCAGUAACACCUUGGCAGAGAUCUUUGAUGGGUUUAACAAUCAGCUGCAUAAAGUGCGGAUGGAGAACAAUCAGGUGAUCUGGAGAGACAUUAUUCUGCCCAUCCCUAUGGAUCCUGCUAUGAAGAUGGAUGUUGGACAGAUAAAAUGCCCGCUGCUUCUAGUGGUUGGUAAAGAUGAUCAGAACUGGGCCACUCCGGAAUCAGCCAUUGAUAUGGAGGAGAUGAUGGUGAAGGCAGGGAAUCGGCACCUGCUGCAGCUCCACGUCUACCCCGGUGCAGGACACCUGAUCGAGCCACCGUACAGUCCACACCACAGAGCCAGCAACUUCAAGGUUGCCGGCCAACAUAAAGUACUCAUGCUAUGGGGUGGACAGACCAAAGCACAUGCAGAUGCACAGGAGGACUCAUGGGAGAAAAUCCUGGAUUUUCUACAGCAGAACCUCUGCUGUGCUGUGGCUCCACAGGCCAGACUGUAGAGCUGUGAUUAGAUUCAACCGUUCAUCAGCUGAUCCCAAACGGUGGUCAGACGCCGUCUCCACAGCCCACACCCCAGUAUUCAACCACCUUUGUUUGUAUUUCUUAUACUUGCAGUGCAAUUUAACAUUUCCUUUAAAAUGAUCAGAUGCUUUGCUAAAAAUUGUGACACAAUACAAUGAACCGACAGCGGGCGGUGGUGGGGCUUGAUAGUCUGUAUCUCUUUCAAAUAUCAGCGUUGCAUUUACACACAAUGCAUUUUUGCUUUCAACUUCUAAAACAAUACCUUUUGAACUGUGGAACCUGCUGUGUGUAUAAAUGAUGAGAUCAGCAGCCUCCGACAUCCUAUAAACCAGCCUGUCUGGCACCGGCUCACUCAGAUUUGUUUCCCUCUUCUCAUUUUUCAGUUCAAUUUUCUCAUUUUCCCCUUUUCUUUUAUCACGAUCCGCCAGCGACUCCCAACAGGAGCAGCCGAGAAAAUAGAAAUGUAUAACAUUGUGGGAGUGCUUGGGUGGUGCAGUGGUAAAAUACACUAGCCAACUUCCACUCAUAUCUGUACCUCGAAUCUCAGCGGUGCUAUCGACUAGUCAUCAAGCCUAGCAUUGGGUGGUGCAUUUGUCAGUGCACUCCCAGAGCAAGUCCCAAGCUCGAAAAAAUAUGCAUCAGGAAGGGCGUCCAGACCAGAAUGAACCACUGUUGCAACCCCUAAUAUGAGAGCAGCCCAAAAAAAUUUAUAACAUUGUUUAAUUUUGUUCCAUUCUCUUUCAAAACUGAUUUCAAAUCCAUAAGGUUAUGGAAAAAGUUACUGUCCUGUUCAUUGGGUAAAUGCCAUCAUGCUUGGGUAUAAAUGGAGUAUCCAGUAAAGGCAUAGUGGGUCCAGGCUGGCAAUUUUUUUGGAUUAUUCACACAAAUCUGUUUGGGAGUUUAAGACAAGCACUUGCAUGGAUUUUAGGUAUUUUGCCCUCUAUAGUGCAAAAUUUCAGUGAACAGUUUGGAAAUUUUAGAGCAAUUCUUGUGCAAAAUGGGCAAAAAUAAAAAGCAGAAAUCAGUGAUUGCUUCAUUCUUUAAGUUGCUUUUCACACCCUGUCCAGCUUCGCUGGAAUUAAACUUUGUGUAAGUAAAGUCAAAAUGCAUUGUGUAUAAAUCUAAUAUGAAUACGUGCACUGCAAGUGUAUUAAAUAAAAAUAAUUGUGGUUGAGUCCUGGUCCCUCCUUCCCUUCACACACACACACACACGUAUAUGCACACUGUAAUGUAGAAGUGUGGUCUCCAGCUGCAGGUGGAUGGAUUACAUCCUGGAUUACAGGAUGUUCUGCUUUGUAUAAUCAACAACUGAAAUCUGUAUAGAAAUCUCUCAACACUACUGAGGAGGUUUCGUAAUGCUUGUCGAUUACGUUCUAAUUGGUAGAAUGAAGUUCUGGUGUGAUGGUAUUAUGAUUAACAUUUUGCUGAAGUGCCAAUUAUUUAUGUAUAUAAAUCAUGUAUUGAAAUCAGAUCAUUCUGAAUUGAUUAAAAUCUGAUUAAUGAUGA
This is a messenger RNA of Trichomycterus rosablanca, 2873 nucleotides long. It is a transcript of the gene acot18, whose product is annotated as acyl-CoA thioesterase 18. Gene Ontology annotation, biological process: acyl-CoA metabolic process; fatty acid metabolic process. The record is from RefSeq and is a predicted model, not a curated record. The transcript has 11 exons. The coding region runs from base 41 to 1345 and encodes 434 amino acids. Gene Ontology annotation, molecular function: fatty acyl-CoA hydrolase activity. NCBI's taxonomy places the organism in Eukaryota, Metazoa, Chordata, Actinopteri, Siluriformes, Trichomycteridae.